Molecule: messenger RNA, 1258 nt
Organism: Bactrocera latifrons
Lineage: Eukaryota; Metazoa; Arthropoda; Insecta; Diptera; Tephritidae
Product: putative gustatory receptor 98b
Exons: 4
Coding region: 50-1258 (402 amino acids)
Biological process (GO): sensory perception of taste
Cellular component (GO): membrane; axon; dendrite
Molecular function (GO): sweet taste receptor activity
Source: RefSeq, a predicted model, not a curated record
CUUAGUUUAUUUUCAGUACAAUUUUGUUGAUAAUUUUUACGUGGGGCUGAUGAAAUUUUCCGAGUCAACUUUAAUUGCCGUUAUUGCGCCGUACUUAUGGAUGUUUUCAUUAUUUGCUGUUGUGAUGCCGCCAAAUUAUAUACUUCGUGCGGCUCCAACAAAUCGCCACUGGAUUUUGUAUAUUAUUCGCACAGUUUUCGUACUUUAUAUGCUAGCGCAAUUUGUGAUCAGCUUUUGGGUCGCUUAUACUUAUAAUGUGCUGCUCAGUGGUUUUUUGAUGCGCAACUCAUUGGAUAUUAUGACUUGUGUAUUAAGUAUUGGCAUUAAUGUCGUACAGCUAGUAGUGCAAAUAACAGUAUAUGUACAAGCGUUAACUAAAUACACUUUAUUACGCGACGUCCUCAAUGACAUUGUCCAAUUAGAAUCGGAUAUACGAAAACACUUAACGACCGAUUGUUCAUUGGCAUCUUUUCGCUGGCGUUUGGGGCUUCGUGUUGGCAUUUGGUUCGUGGUGGUUUCGACUUUUGUACCUUACCUGAGCUAUAUGCUUUACACUCAAUAUUUUCAUCCAAUUAAGCGUGGAAUUAUUGUUUUUUUCGGAACAAUAAUCCAUUUCAAAGGAGUUGAGUAUUGUAUUAGUGUACAAACGAUACAGGAGCUCUUACAACUGGUGCAGCAGCAGUUGGUACAUUUGAGACGAGAGCUGGUGCGCUGUGAAAGAGUGGAGCUGCGUCUUAGUUUAUAUGAUGACUUGCAAACGAAUCAGAAACUUCUGGGGCGGGUUUGGAAUCUUCUCAAUCAAACUGAACGCUAUUUUUUCAUUCCAAUGCUUAUGCUUUUUUUCAUCAAUGGAUUCGCUAUAAUACAAGCUAUACAUUGGGCUUACAUCAAUUUUGAGCGUGAUAACUUGAAUUUGCGUUUAUAUCGCAUAAUAUACACCGUCAUGAUAAUUCUGGCUUUACUCAUACCCUGCUAUCUGAGUCAGUGCUGCAUUGAUGAGUACAAUCGUUUCGGCACAAUUCUGCAUAAAUUGAAGACCAUGGGCAUUGACGAACAACUCAAUAUGCGUUUACAGGAGUAUUCACUUCAAUUGAUGCAUCAAAAGAUGCUCUUCACCUGUGGUGGCUUCUUUGACAUAAACUUAAAAAAUUUUGGGGCGAUAAGUCUAACAAUCACGACUUAUAUUGUUAUACUAAUUCAAUUUAAAUUACAAGCAGAAACUGAGAAGAAAUCGAAUAGCGGAAUUCGUUUUGAAUAA